AUGGGUUUCUUCUCCUACUUGCGUCAAUCACUGACGAUUUUAUGUCCCCGCCCAAAGUGCGACGAGCAAAAGCCCGAAUGCCACAAAUGUAUCACACGUGAUACGGCCUGUUCGUACCCAGCUUCAACACCUUUAGUCUGGGUGAGUGGAAAAGCCGCUUCCACGGACGACGGAAUAGAACAGAAGAGCAGCAGGGAACCCUCGCCUCCUGCGUAUAGCUCAGGAGAGCAUGUUUCGACUACAAAUAAGCCGUCACUUAAUCUCGAGAACAUAGAUCUGAUAAUCCACUGGUUCACCAAAACCGUUUAUACAGUGGUCUCAACCUCUAACCCCGCCGCCCUCAACAUAUGCCAAACCGUUAUCCUCAAUCGGGCAAUGGAGCAUCACUUCCUCCUUCACGGACUCCUAGCUCUCUCGGCACUUCAUCUCGCGGAAUCUCAUCCCGACCCUCAAAAACUCACCACUAUAGCCACCGCCCAUCACACACAAGGUCUUGCUCUAUAUCACUCUAUCCUAUCUAAUAUCAAUGAAGAAAACUACUCAGCCAGCAUUGCAUUCUCAAGCCUCACCAUCAUGUUUGUCUUCGCGCUAUCCAGGCCCCAACCUACCAACCCCACAAAAACAGAACUCAUCGACCACCUAACCCAAAUCUUCCUCCUCGCCAAAGGCUGGCACAAAGUUGUCCACAUCGCAGACGGCCUCGAAUGCAGAUCCGGACGCAGCAUCUUCCCCACGCACAACCCCAACACCAUCCCCUUGUCCCCAGACAUAGAAGCCGCCUUCAGCCGCCUGCAUGCCCUAAACCAAGGGUAUGAUACGGCGCUCUACGCGCUCGCCAUUCAGUCCCUCAAAUCAGUUUUUGGCACGCUGGCCCACGAAGGAAGUGAGAAUCCGCAUGUUGCUCUCGAGUGGACGAAUACCCUGCCAGAGGAGUUUGUGCGUCUGAUUAGGGAGCGGGAGAAUUUGGCGUUGGUGGUUGUGGGGUAUUACUGUGUGGUGUUGCAUAAGGUGCCUCAGGUGUGGUGGCUUCAGGGUUGGAGUAGGGGGCUUUUUGAUGUUAUUUGGAGGACUGUCGAUCAUAUAUAUCAAGACGCAUUGGAGUUCCCAAGGGUGAUAAUUGAGGUCGAGGGCUGA
Messenger RNA from Venustampulla echinocandica, 1134 nucleotides. RefSeq lists its product as uncharacterized. NCBI's taxonomy places the organism in Eukaryota, Fungi, Ascomycota, Leotiomycetes, Helotiales, Pleuroascaceae. Gene Ontology annotation, molecular function: zinc ion binding; DNA-binding transcription activator activity, RNA polymerase II-specific. The coding region runs from base 1 to 1134 and encodes 377 amino acids. The record is from RefSeq and is a predicted model, not a curated record. Gene Ontology annotation, biological process: regulation of transcription by RNA polymerase II. The transcript has a single exon.